Molecule: messenger RNA, 675 nt
Organism: Symbiodinium natans
Lineage: Eukaryota; Dinophyceae; Suessiales; Symbiodiniaceae
Source: the annotation of a GenBank genome assembly
AUGUUCAAAAACCGCGGCCGGCCGAAGGGUACGCGGCGAAAAGUGGAUGAAGACGAUGAAGACGAGGAGAGCGAGACCGCGGAGCAGCAAAAACUGCAGGAGGUUCGAUUAGUUCAGAAGGAGCAGUGGGCAAAGCCACGAGGAGUAGUGCCAGUCCCUGAGAUGAUGAAGCAGCCAGAGGAGGAGGAAGAGGAGGAGGACAAGGAGCAGUGGGGCCUACUGGAAAAGUCCUUCUCCGGCACGGCUGGUCAGAAGGGACCCGACCACCACCUCGAGGCUUACCUCAACGAGCGCCUCUACAACAAGGGGAAGGAGGAGGAAGAGACGGUGAAGGAGAGGAGCCGUGAGGAGCGGCUGUAUGAGGUGCCGGCGAAUCUGCAGGUGCCCGAUGCUGCAGAGAGCCAAGUGGACAAGAUGAGCUGGGUAGCAGGCCUGGCAGAGGUUGCAUUGCCGGUCGAAUACAAGCUGAAGAACAUUGAGGCCACUGAGAAGGCCAAGCGCGAGUACCUGUAUGGGGAGCAUGCAAAUGCCAAACCGGGAGCGGUGAUUGAGACAGACGCCGUCACCAGGAAGGCUUUUGGAUCCAGGUUCAUGAACGUCGACAAGAGAGACGACUCCAAGGCCACCAAGCUCCCUUGUGUGUUCCAAAUCCUUUCUUGCCGAUUUCGAGACUAG